Cicer arietinum (chickpea) is the source of this 1476-nucleotide messenger RNA. Its product is annotated as 1-aminocyclopropane-1-carboxylate oxidase homolog 11-like. Lineage: Eukaryota; Viridiplantae; Streptophyta; Magnoliopsida; Fabales; Fabaceae. The record is from RefSeq and is a predicted model, not a curated record.
UAUAAAAAUCAAGAUUGAGGAGCCUAACAUUAUCCAAAUUCCCAAAAAUCCAGAGACAAGUAUCUUAGCUGCUGAUUUCUUGUGCUAAAGAAAGAAAUGAAAGAAAACAUGGUGAGCACAAACCUAGAAGAAAUUGAAGGAGAGGAAGAACAUGAACAUGUUUAUGAUAGGUACAAAGAAUUGAAGCUUCUUGAUGAAUCAAAAUCAGGUGUGAAAGGACUUGUAGAUUCUGGUUUAUCCAAAGUCCCUAAGAUAUUCAUCCAUGAUAAGAUUCAUGAACAUAACAAUCAAAUCACUUCCACGAAUCUCAAUAUUCCAAUCAUUGACUUUGGACCUCUACUUACAAGUUCAAGUUCACGUUUUGAUAUAAUUGAGAAAGUAAAGUAUGCAAGUGAGAAUUGGGGGUUCUUUCAAGUGAUCAAUCAUGGGAUUCCAUCUACUGUUUUGGAUGAUAUGCUUCAUGGGGUGCUUAGAUUUCAUGAACAGGACACUGAAACUAAGAAAGAGUUUUAUUCUCGUGAUAUUACUAAAAGGGCAUAUUUUAAUACCAAUUUUGAUUUUUAUGUUACUCCAGCUGUUAAUUGGAGGGAUACUCUUUCUUGUGUUAUGGCUCCACAGCCUCUUGAUCCUCAGGAAUUGCCUUCAAUUUGUAGAGAUAUAACAAUUGAAUACUCUGAGUAUGUUAAGAAAGUGGGGAUGCUUCUGUUUGAACUUCUUUCUGAAGCAUUAGGCCUCAAUUCAAGUUACCUUAAGGACAUAGACUGUGCUGAAGGACUUUUCGUAAUAUCACAUUAUUACCCACCUUGCCCUGAGCCAGAACUCACUUUUGGCACCAGUGCUCAUUCUGAUAGUAGCUUCCUCACUGUUCUAUUACAAGAUCAAAUUGGUGGCCUACAAGUUUUUCAUGAAGACCAAUGGGUUGAUGUUACACCAAUUCCUGGCGCUUUGGUCGUUAAUCUCGGUGACAUGAUGCAGCUAAUCACAAACGAUAAGUUCAUAAGCGUUAAGCACAGAGUUCUUGCACAAAAACUUGGUCCAAGAGUUUCAGUAGCAUGCUUUUUCCGACAACAUCUUCCUCCUGAGAAUUCAAAACUAUAUGGACCUAUAAGUGAGUUGCUGACACCUGAGAAUCCUCCUGUUUACAAGGAAACAUCAGUAAAGGACUUGGUUUCACACUACUACGGAAAAGGGUUAGAUGGUACUUCUGCACUAGAACACUUUAGACUGUAAAGCAAGAGGAAUGAAUAAACUAGCUUAUAGAAAUGGAAAUUUGCUUGAAAGUUGUAGAAGUGAGAUAUUCAACAUGUCUUAUUUGUAAGCUCUUUAAUCAUGGUAUUAUGAGUCCGAUAUUUUAGUUUCCAUGUAAUUACUUUUGUUUUUUUAACAACAUUUGGUGUAAAAUAUACAAUUUAAUCCGCAUUGUGUAAGAACUCUAAAGUUUAUGUAGACUAAGGCUUUAAAUUUAAUUUAGGAUAA